CCCCCUCCUUCCAGGCUAUAAAUUGGAUUGUAUAUAAAUCUGCUUCGUUUAUCUCCCUGACCCCCCUCAAUGACGCUGGACUAAAGAGCUCCUCUCCGCGGCCCGCCCGGACCUGCCGAAGCGAGCGAUGGACCAGGAGCGGCAGCGCCCGGGGAUGCCCCUCUGAAGCGGCGCGGGCCCGCGGGGCAGCGCGGCGCCGCCUCCCCCCUGCUCCCCGGCUCCCCUCGCACCUCCGGCUCGCUCCCCCUCCCUCCUCCCCGGGCUCCGCAGCCACCCCCUCACCUGCUGCCGUCCCCCUCCCCCGUGGAGCCGGGCUCUCCGUGCACGCCAAGCCUGCUACCCCUACCCCACCCCCCCCAACCCCCCCCCCCCAACUUCGCCCUCGGUGCCUGCGUGUGCAGCCUUCCCCCCCCUCCGCCUCCCAGGCGGCACACGCCGCUUCCCCGGCCGCCCCCUCCCUCCGCCUGCUCCCCCUCUGCGCGGAGCGGUUGCGGCCCCCCCGGCUUGGCUGCCACCGCCCCCUCCGCGCCGCGGAGCGCAGGGAGCGGCGCUGCCUGCAGACGGGCUCCCUGCGGCGCUCCGGGGCGGCCCCCAGCUCGGCCCCCCGCUCCUCCGCCAUGGACGGGGCGGCUCGCCGGGGGGUGCUGGCCGCGCUGCUGGCCUGCGGGCUGCUCCUGCUGGGCGCCGCGGCCACCCCGACCCCUCCGGCCCCUGCCGGCGGCUCCCCGCAGGACACAUGCACCUCCUGCGGCUUCCGGCGGCCCGAGGAGCCGGGCAAGGUGGACGGGGAUUUCCUGGAGGCGGUGAAGAGGCAUAUCCUGAGCCGGCUGCAGAUGCGGGACCGGCCCAACAUCACGCACGCCGUGCCCAAGGCGGCCAUGGUCACGGCUCUGCGCAAGCUGCACGCCGGCAAGGUGCGGGAGGACGGCCGCGUGGAGAUCCCCAGCCUGGACGGGCAGGCGAGCGCCGGGCCCCCGGCCCACGACCCCGUCUCCGAGAUCAUCAGCUUCGCCGAGACAGACGAUCUGGCCUCAUCUAGAGUCCGCCUCUAUUUCUUCAUCUCGAAUGAAGGGAACCAGAACUUGUUUGUCGUUCAAGCCAGCCUGUGGCUUUACUUGAAGCUGCUUCCAUAUGUCUUAGAGAAAGGCAGCAGGCGAAAAGUAAGAGUCAAAGUCUAUUUCCAAGACCCGGACACUAGCAACAAGUGGAAUGUGGUUGAAAAGAAAGUUGAUCUCAAAAGAAGUGGUUGGCACACUUUUCCCAUGACAGAGGCCAUCCAGGCUCUGUUUGAGAGAGGAGAAAGGAGACUGAACUUGGAUGUUCAAUGUGAGGGCUGUGAAGAGUAUUCAGUGCUGCCAAUUUAUGUGGACCCCGGGGAGGAAUCCCACCGGCCUUUUUUAGUGGUGCAAGCCCGCCUCGCCGAUAACAAACACAGGAUCCGGAAAAGAGGCCUGGAGUGCGAUGGCAGGACCAAUCUAUGUUGCAGGCAACAGUUUUACAUUGACUUCAGACUCAUUGGGUGGAAUGACUGGAUCAUAGCACCAUCAGGUUACUAUGGGAAUUACUGUGAAGGGAGCUGCCCGGCCUACUUGGCCGGCGUCCCGGGGUCGGCUUCUUCCUUUCACACCGCUGUCGUGAAUCAGUACCGAAUGCGGGGGCUGAACCCGGGCACCGUGAACUCCUGUUGCAUUCCAACCAAACUUAGCACAAUGUCAAUGCUGUACUUUGAUGAUGAAUACAACAUUGUGAAAAGGGACGUUCCCAAUAUGAUUGUGGAAGAAUGUGGUUGUGCUUGAUUUAAGGUGUGUUUUUUUGGGGGGGAGAGCGAGAGAGGGCGAGAGAGAGAGAGAAACAUUCCCGUACGAGAUGGUGUUGGAGGAAGUUUCACUGUGUAUCCAGGCAUCAGUGUUGGAAAGUCACUGUGGAAAAGUUUGACAAAAAAAAAAAAAAAAAGAAAAAGAAAAAAGAAAAAAAAAAUCAUUUCACUUUUGUGUCAGGACAGUGGAAGUUUGUGGAUCUUGGACACUUAUAUAUUCUACCACUUGUAAGUUAAUGCUAUGAAAUAUCUUAAAGACACACACACGAAACGUGGGCACGCACACAAACACGCGCUCAUACACACACGCACACACAGAGACACAGACACACAGACACACACAUGAGGCAGCUCGGAAAAGGGACGUGAGCACAGAAAGUCAGUGACCAGUGACAGCAGACCUAAAUGCCUGCCAGUACGAGUGAACGGCUGAGCAGCUGUUUCCCCGCCUGCCGGUGAAGUCACACUGAAAUGAGCUCCCUUUGCUCAGGCAAAAGCACAGACUGCGAGAACACGACAUAUUCUUGCACGCAGGUGUCAAAAUGACCAAACUUAGAAAAUUAAAAAAAAAAAAAAGAAGCAAGAAAGAGCCGACCAUCACCUCUUAGGUCUAAAGGGAAGCUGCAGGACACCUGCCUUGGGAGGUAAAAAUUUCCUCUUAAUUUAAAUUUAUCUAAAUGUAAACAUCAUGGAUACCCACAUCUUCCUACAGCACUUCCAGUAAGGAACAGUGUGGUACCAUCAGAGAGAGAGAAAAGGGGACAGACACGUGAGCAACUUCUGUAUUUCUAACAUCUGACUGUUGCAAAGUCACAAGCUGGGCUGGCGUGAUGGGAUGCUAUAACUGCCCAUCAGCAACACAUGGAUGGCUCUACCCGCCGUGUCUUGGAAAAGGGGAUCCAAUACUGUAACUGGACUGAGUUGACUGUUGGCAUCUCUCACUGUUUGGAGAACGAAAAGUCAGAAUUGCAAUCUGUGUUCUUCAAUAGGGGACUCGGCAAGGACAUGUUAUGUGGGGGACGGGCAAACAAGCAACUGCCACGACGACUAAACCAAUGAACCCUAAAGAGGAGGGACAGUAACAGAGUGGAGACGUUCUGAAAAGUGCAGUGCGUUUAAUAACAGGAGAGGAACAUUUUAACAAGUCUUGGAAAGGAGGAGGGAGGAGAGUGCUUUCAAUUUCCUUACCAGGAGGUGUCGAGGAUGGCCAUAAAGAUCAGAAAAUAAUGAUACAGCAUAGCACUUGCAAACUGCUUGAAUGCACGUAUAAUAGCACUUGCAAAUUUCAAUGCCUUGAAAAGUGGUACUUGAUAGUGCACUUAUCUUUGCUCACUAUCUAGGUAAACAGGUGCCGCAUGAGCUAUGCAAUUUAAAGUGUUGACCCAUACUAGACAAAACUGGACUUAUGAUAUGACUUUUUUAUAUUUUUUUAUACUUGAAAUUAAAUCUUUUGCUUCUUUUUUAAAGCGAAUGAUUGCUUUUAAUGUUUGCACUGAUUUAGUUGCAUGAUUAGUCAAAAACUGCCAUUUGAAAAAAAUGUUAUUUUUAUAGCAGCAAAAAAUGAAUACAGUUAAAUGUAUUAUACAUAAAUUUUGGAACCAAAGAGGCCAACAUAUUAGUUAUAAUUUUUAUGAGAUGGCAAAGCCAUCAUAUAUCAUGUAGUCGUACUGAGCAAUCCCUCACGAGGCCUACCAAUUGUUUCAGGGUACAAAAUGAAUUCUGUUUGUUCUAUUCAGUGUCUUUUCUAUACCAUACGCACAUGGAACGUAGAGUGAAAAAAAAUGACUAUUGUAGAUUACAUUACAAUAUGUGCAUCCUUUAAAUCCAAUUUUUAUGUUUAUUUAAUAAAGUUCCUUUUAGGUUCUGUUCCAUAAUAAUUUAAACCAAACAAUUUUCACUUAGAUUUGCUGUUGAAGUAUUUUACAUUUGUGUACAGUUUAAAUAAAUAAAAAAAGAUUGAAAACUGGA
This is a messenger RNA of Apus apus (common swift), 3784 nucleotides long. It is a transcript of the gene INHBB, whose product is annotated as inhibin subunit beta B. Gene Ontology annotation, cellular component: extracellular region. Gene Ontology annotation, molecular function: growth factor activity; cytokine activity. The record is from RefSeq and is a predicted model, not a curated record. The transcript has 2 exons. Gene Ontology annotation, biological process: SMAD protein signal transduction; BMP signaling pathway. The coding region runs from base 618 to 1796 and encodes 392 amino acids. Lineage: Eukaryota; Metazoa; Chordata; Aves; Apodiformes; Apodidae.